Vollenhovia emeryi is the source of this 2644-nucleotide messenger RNA. RefSeq names its product putative ATP-dependent RNA helicase DHX33 (gene ath). Gene Ontology annotation, cellular component: intracellular anatomical structure; nucleolus. Gene Ontology annotation, molecular function: RNA binding; ATP binding. Bases 229 to 2319 code for a protein of 696 amino acids. Lineage: Eukaryota; Metazoa; Arthropoda; Insecta; Hymenoptera; Formicidae. The transcript is spliced from 8 exons. Gene Ontology annotation, biological process: positive regulation of transcription by RNA polymerase I. The record is from RefSeq and is a predicted model, not a curated record.
UCAAUCCCAAUCCGUAGUCUGAUACGGGCUUUACGGUGCCCCACUCCAGGGCUCCGACGCACACGCUGAGAGCCUCUCGGUGAGAGGGCGCGCGGACAGUGUGUGCGGAACAGCUGUAGCGCGCAACACGUGCUCGACACUGUGCCGCAAGUGGUACGUUAAACGUGUACGUAAUAAUACGCGCACGGUACGGCACUCACCGGGCGGCUCCUAGCGAUCCGCGGCGAGAUGAGGGUCCACGACGACGCGGAUUCCAAGCACAGUGCGAUGGAGAAGUCGCCCAAGUUGGCCAUGAAGCGGCCCAACACCGUGGUGUUCCACGAAAAUUCCGCCAAGGUACAGAAAACGAGCGAAAACACCAGAGUCGUGUGCUUCCCGACGAAGAAUAACGAUCGGACGAACGUUGUUGGCUUGCAACUGCGGAGGAAAUCACUGCCCGUGUAUUUGCUCCGUAAACGAUUGGUAGAAGAGAUACGCCGGCACAACACCCUCAUCAUAAUAGGCGAGACCGGCAGCGGUAAAACCACGCAGAUCCCACAGCUGUUGCUCCAGGCCGGGAUCGCUGGGUCGUCCGGCUGCAUCGGCAUCACGCAACCGCGCAGGAUAGCGGCGGUCAGCAUAGCGCGCCGGGUCGCCCUGGAGCAAGGGGCGAAACCGGGAAAAUUGGUGGGCUACUGCGUCCGUUUCGAGGAUUGCACUUCGUCGCAGACGAGGAUCAAAUAUAUGACGGAUGGCAUGAUGGUGCGAGAGGCGAUGACCGAUGAGAUCCUGUCGGAUUACUCGGUGGUGAUACUCGACGAAGCUCACGAGCGAUCCGUGCAAACCGACGUUCUGUUCGGGGUGGCGAGACGAGCGCAGAAUUUGCGAAAGUUGAAGAAUCUGCCGCCUUUGAAACUUUUGAUCAUGUCGGCCACGAUGGACCCCGCUAAGUUCAAGGAGUAUUUCCAAGCACCAGCGUUGUAUUUGGAGGGCCGUCAGCAUCCCGUGAGAAUUUUUCACGCGGUGUCCUCGCAGCAGGAUUAUGCGUUCGCCGCGCUCGCUACGGCGUUUCAAAUUCACCGCGAGGCACCCGCGAACGAGGAUAUUCUCAUCUUUUUGACCGGUCAAGAAGAAAUAGAAGCGGCUAAGGUAGCCGCCCGACAAAUAGCUAAACAACUGGAUGGACAAGAGUAUCCGCCCCUGAAGAUCUUUCCCUUAUACGCGGCGUUGCCCACCAACCAGCAGUUGGAGGCCUUUAAACCUUCGCCACCGGGAAUGCGGAAAUUAAUACUAUCGACAAACGUCGCCGAGACGUCCGUUACGAUUGGCGGAAUUCGCCACGUGAUCGAUACCGGUGUCGUCAAAGCAAGGACGCAUCAUCCCACGACGGGGUUGGACGUAUUGAGGGUCGAGAAAAUCGCACAGGCACAGGCGUUGCAAAGGGCGGGUAGAGCCGCUCGCGAAGCACCGGGUAGGUGUUAUAGAGUUUACACACGAGAGGAAUUCGAGAAGAUGAAGUACAUGCCGAUACCAGAAAUUCAAAGGUGCUCCCUCGCGGGAGUCGCUCUGCAACUGCUCGCCAUUGGCGUCGACAUCACCACCUUCGAUUUCAUGGACAAACCGCCCAAGGAGAGUAUAGACGUCGCUGUGAACAGUUUGGAAAAGUUGGGCGCGGUUAAAGGAUCUCCACCGCAGCUGACUACGCUCGGCCGAACGAUGUCACUAUUCCCGUUAGACCCUCGAUUUACCAAAGUGAUCCUCGCGUCGGUGGAGCACAGGUGUCUGGAGGAAGCACUGACGGUUAUCGCUUUAUUAUCGGGAGAAUCGAUUUUCAUGGACUCACCCGCGAAGAGGGAACAGGCCUACAAUGCACGCUUACGAUUUGCUUCGCCCGAGGGGGAUCACGUAACGUUGUUGAAUGUGUUCCGGGCAUACGGAAACCAAAACGAGACGCAGAAGAAGGAGUGGUGCCGCGCUAACUUCUUACACCACCGAAAUCUCGAGUACGGGUCGGAAGUGAGGCAACAGCUUGCGGCGUUGGCGGAACGUGCGAAUUUGCAGAAGGCGAGCUGCGGAACGAAUACGAAGCAACUCAGAAAAGCUUUCCUCGAGGGAUUAUACGAGAACCUCGCCGAGCUGCAGAGGGACCAGACGUAUGUCACGGUGUACUCGAAGCAGCCGGUAACCAUACACCCUUCCUCGGCGUUGCACGGUACGAAGCCGCCGUUGCUGCUGUUCACGGAGGUCGUAGCCACCGGAAGAUGUUACCUUCGCUGUCUGUCUACCAUCGAUCCGGCGUGGUUGACGCAAAGAAACACCGGCCCUGGCAAACGCGACUGACGCAAUUUUUUUAUCCUAUGACGUUAUUUAUACAGAGCUUAUUUUUGUUGACGUGUGGUGGAACAAUUGAGGCCACUGAGUAACGGAGGCGGCGCGGUGAUGUUUUUCCCGAAUGACAAAUCGAUCGAUAGAUAAUACGAGAAACGGCAUUGAGCGAAGAACAAUCACCGCGUUGUGCUCCUUUGUACGUUUAUUCAGCGGUGCCAAUUGCGUCACCGGGCCUUCUCUCACGUGGGUGCAGUUUUGUUGUAGAUACACGUUUAAGAAUCGUCACAUUUACCACUUGUACACUUUAAACGCUGUUAUUAAAUUUAGUUAAUAUAAA